UUUCCUCCUCUUGGAUACGCUUCCCCAAGCUGCCGCUGUGAUUGGACGAGCUCCCUUUGGGUGUCACUGGGGCAACCGAAUGAUGGGAAUUUUAACACAUGAACGGAAACGCAGCCGCUGAAUGUGACUGGUUGCCUCCGUCCGGCUCCCAUUCAGACACUAGUGAGGUAUGCAGGGAGCGGAGGAGCCCGUUGGACUGUUCGCACAUCCGUCUGACAGGAGGGAGGGUCCGCACGCUUUUUCCCCUUUUUUUUGCCUCGGUACGGGAGCCGAGCGGGGACCAGCUGGUUACGCUGCGGCCGUGGGUCUCCACCCGAGAGUAUGGCGGCUGGGAUUGCGCUGGAGAGCCAGGGAGAGACGGAGACAUGCCAGAGAUGGUGAAAAAGAAACAAAGAGGCGCAAGUUCUUUAAUGAAGUGUCGCGACAGUUUUAGUUGGCGCUGCUUUCCUGAAGGGGGCUCCUGCUUGACUAAUCGCGCCUGCAGUUCAUUCUAGGGACUACUAAGCGUUUUUCCAGUGUCCUCGAUGGAGCAAGUUUGUUUUUUAUGAUGCAUAGGCUACAGAGGGGUGAGCUAAGCAGAUGAAAACCCGCACGGUGCACAUCAUCGGGCGAUAUUUGCUUCUUCCCCGUGCACAUUUUGUGGACAAUUUCAUUCCUCGGAUGCACGUAUAGCUGUCAGUGUCUGGCCUGCAUGGGGGAAUUUCUACAAUGAAAUCCAUCUUGGGGCACCGACUCUUUGUGCUCUGCCGUAGCUGAGCAGCGGCGAGCAGGACUGUUUUAUUGACAACCCGUUCAAAAUGGGACACGAAUGGUGAUUGUGAUUCGUGCGGGAAUAUUUUGAGUUCGUUUCAAUGACGCGCGGAGACUGAUACCCGAAACUGACUUGAUUUAAUCCACGAUGCGCGAGUAUAAAGUGGUGGUCCUGGGCAGCGGUGGGGUCGGGAAAUCCGCCCUCACUGUGCAGUUUGUUACCGGGACGUUCAUUGAAAAGUACGAUCCCACUAUAGAGGAUUUUUACCGCAAGGAGAUCGAGGUGGACUCCUCGCCCUCGGUGUUGGAGAUCCUUGACACCGCUGGUACCGAGCAGUUCGCCUCCAUGCGGGACCUUUACAUCAAAAACGGGCAAGGAUUCAUACUGGUCUACAGCCUUGUCAACCAGCAAAGCUUCCAGGACAUAAAGCCGAUGAGGGACCAGAUCAUAAGAGUGAAAAGGGCUGGCCUCACAGGCUCUGUAGUUUCAGGAUUGGCCUUGGCCUGGUCUGAGAACUGCUUGAAUGGAGAUGCUCUUCAGACAACAGAACAACACAACAUGCCUGUUGUAUUUCGGUGUACCAGGUCUCACCCACAAUGCUUGUACGAGAAGGUUCCUGUCAUUCUGGUGGGGAACAAGGUGGACCUGGAAAGCGAGAGGGAGGUAUCGUCCAGCGAAGGUCAGGCCCUGGCCGAGGAGUGGGGCUGCCCUUUCAUGGAGACCUCGGCCAAGAGCAAAACCAUGGUAGACGAACUGUUCGCAGAGAUAGUUCGGCAGAUGGACUACGCCGCCCAGCCAGACAAGGAUGACCCCUGCUGCUCCUCUUGCAAUAUACAAUAGCCCCGGGGGCCUCCAGGAACGGGCCAGGCAAAAAGUCUACUUAGAGGCUCGCAGCAGAGAGAUACACACUUAAGAGACACACACACACACACACACACACACACGCCAAUUAAACGGAAGAUAAAUUCACGGUUGAACGCAAUGGAUUUUAACUCUAUGGAGCAUAAAAUCAGCAGUGACAUGAUUCUUAAUAACGACAUUUGAGUCAUGAAUACAUUGUGAAGGAGGAAUGCCAGGAAUUUGCCGCAAGAGAAAUUGACAAAUGACGAUAAGGAGACAUGCCCUCGCCUUAUGUUACUCUCUUUUGUUGUUUGGGUUUGUUUUAAUCCUUUGAGUUGUGGGUGAAAAUCAUCAGCUGAAGAAUCACAAGUCAGGAUCUUUACUCUUUAGGUCGCUCUACAAUCUGCUAUAAAUGAUGAAAAAAAAUUUUCACACAAAACACCAACAUGCUUUUGUUGCCAUGACUCAAGUAGCUACUGUACACAAAUCCAAUAACAGAUUUCUUGGAUCCAGUUGUUUAAAUAUGAAAUGUAUAUUUCAUUUAUAGUAUGUACAAUAUUUUUCCCAGCUUAUUUUGCGCAGUGGUUGGUGAGAGGUUUUUCUACUCAUCACAGGGCUGAACCAAAGAGGUGACCUGAAAGCUCCUCCAUUUUCUUAUAUUUUUCUUCAGUUAAAAAAGGAAUGGAGAGAAAACGGUGGAUAAGUCAGUUUCUUUCUUGAAACAUUGGUGCAGUCAUCUCUUUCCUGUUUUCUCACUUUGAGAUACAGUAGUAAAUAUUGCAGAGUCUUUCACAUAUCGUGUGAUGUUUUGUUUUCCCUCUCUGGGGGACGCUUGACAGCAGAUUGCCGAGUAGUAAUGUAACUAACUGUUUCAUCCUGAUGGGACAAAGGGUUCAUCUUUUUAGUGUUUGAAUAUCUCUACAGACGAUUUUCAGGAAUGGGUGACAUUUAAAGUGAAGAUGCCAACAUUUGUCAUACUUUACAUUUCAUUUUCUCCUCCGGUAUCAAUAUGAAAUGGGGUGCUCAAGUGUUACAACAUACUGAUCCCGUUCUUUAUGUGCUCAGAGUGUUCAAAUCCAUAGUAACAAAUAGUAACGACGACGGCAAUGAUAAGAUUAAUUAAUGGUAGUGUAAAUAUUUUGUAUUGAAGGUGCCAGCUCCUGUGAAGACACUGACUCAACACAUGUGGAAUUGUCAACUGUAUGCAUGGCUAGUAAACAAAAAAAGGACUGUUUAAGUUUAAUAUAGGCUGUGGAAAUGUGCAAACCAAACACAUACACGUCUGGAUCUGGACACUGUCUCAACUGUACAUCUGUGUUGCCACGGGAACCAGACUUUCCCUGAGUAACCAUUUUCAUUGUUGAUUUUAUAUUUUUUUAUGUGACCAUUUACUCUUUAUUCCCUCUCUGAAUGGUGACACUGUUACAUUUGACACCUAAACAAUAAAAGUGCGUUCAACACUUGA
Molecule: messenger RNA, 3056 nt
Organism: Micropterus dolomieu (smallmouth bass)
Lineage: Eukaryota; Metazoa; Chordata; Actinopteri; Centrarchiformes; Centrarchidae
Product: ras-related protein Rap-2a
Exons: 3
Coding region: 899-1591 (230 amino acids)
Biological process (GO): Rap protein signal transduction; negative regulation of cell migration
Cellular component (GO): plasma membrane
Molecular function (GO): GTP binding; GDP binding; GTPase activity
Source: RefSeq, a predicted model, not a curated record